AUGUGUUCUGAGACGGGCUCCAGGUACACGGGCCUGCUGCUCUUGGCCUUGGCCAUCGCCGCCAUCAUCGCCAACCUCCUGCUGUACUUUCCCAGCGGACAGGUGCUGGAGCCUGCCAAGAUCACAGACUUGGUCUGGUUUUUCCACGGUUUUCUUGGAGCUGGACUCUUGGUUAUGUUGCCAGCACUGAUGCUGUUGAGGGGAGGUGGAGAGGACUGCUGUGGUCACAGAUGUGGGAUGCUGUUCCCUGUGCUCCUGGCCAUACAGGGCACUGUGGGCGCCGUGUAUUGUGUGGUCAUUUCUUCACUAGGUUUGCUCAGUGGCCCCCUCUGUGACACAGGCAGUGGAAACUACACCUACCCGUUCAGGAAUUACUCCCUGGAGAACAGCUACUUACUCAACCAGCCCACCUGGGCUACCUGCCAAGAGCCUGAGCACAUCGUCCUCUGGAACGUGGUCUUGUUCUCCAUCCUGCUGGGGAUCGGCGUGGUAGAAGCUGUCCUUUGCCUCAGCCAAGUCGUCAGUGGGCUCUGUGAUAUCUUCUGUGGUACAUGCGUCCGAAAAGGACAGGUGACCAUAACUGGCUUAUGACCAGCCUAAGAAAUCACAACUGAUUGGCAGAGUUCCCC
This is a messenger RNA of Balaenoptera acutorostrata (minke whale), 629 nucleotides long. Its product is annotated as transmembrane 4 L6 family member 1-like. Gene Ontology annotation, cellular component: membrane. The coding region runs from base 1 to 591 and encodes 196 amino acids. The record is from RefSeq and is a predicted model, not a curated record. The transcript has 5 exons. NCBI's taxonomy places the organism in Eukaryota, Metazoa, Chordata, Mammalia, Artiodactyla, Balaenopteridae.